Messenger RNA from Dentiscutata erythropus, 2613 nucleotides. Lineage: Eukaryota; Fungi; Glomeromycota; Glomeromycetes; Diversisporales; Gigasporaceae. The record is from the annotation of a GenBank genome assembly.
AUGGAACGUUUCAUAGAAACCGUUGAGAAACUUGAAUGGGCGCUGAUACUGAACACACCUGUCCAAAAUGUUUCCUCGCAGCUCGAACAAGACGCGUUUGAUAUUGGUUUGGCAUCGACAGUUAUUAAUGGUCAAUACAAACAAAGCUUAACUUGCGCGGUUGCACGAGAAAUCCUUGGAAUAGAAUUACUUAACGACGAUCAAGAUAUAAAAACAUUUGUGGAAACAUUAGAUAUUAGUUCGUAUGUUUCUACUAGGAUAAAAAGUUAUCUUUCGUUUGAUCACGAUUCUUUUCAAGAACUAAUUAAGAAACAACAAAUCAUCAAGCAGUUAUAUUUACUUUGUGUAUCGGUGGCUUCCUUAAAUGCCUUCGUACAAACCUGCUGGACUGGUCCUGUUUUUGAUCUGGAACCGCAAGAUAUCCUUCCCGCAGCUAUAAGAGAACGGUACAGUGUCGCCGAAUUGAAUAGGAAAGUUCAUGAAAUUUUAUCAGUUGAUGGAGAAGAUGUUUAUCAUUUGACUCCCCGCGCUUUGUAUCUGUUGAUCCCAAGAAUCAUAUUGGUUGAAAAUUCAUCUUUAUUUACCUACCUGAAGAGUAUCCACUGGUGGGGUCAAAGAGUCUUGUUCAUACAACAGCGCAUUCUUGAUAAUGUUAGUGGAUCAUUACACGACACAAUGUUACAAUAUUUGCAAUCUUCAAGCGAUGCACUUCCAAGUUUGAUUCCAGAGGAGAAGACAACUGAGAUAUACACUCGAUUCCAUUUAGAAUAUGGCAUUAUAAAUCAUUUUUAUGGACAUGAUUCUUUAGCCAAAGAACAUUUUACAAAAGCUCAAGAAUUAAGUGGCUUUAAAUGGAUGCUUACAGGAAUGCUAGGAAAACGAACAAAAUUUCAAACUUUUGAUGUAUCUCAGUUGUUAGUCGUUGCCAACAGUCAGGAUGUAGAAUUUAAAAGAGAUGAUGAUUUAGAAAGUUCAGGAAUAAAAAAUGUUCCAAAUGCUCUAUCACUCAAUGAUGACACGCUUUUAGAGAAAGUUGAAAUUUCAGAAAUAAUAAAUAAUGAUAAAAAUGGAUUAAAUUCAAAAAGCAAUCUCAAAAUAAUUGAUCAAUGCUUGCUACUCGCUUUUUGUUUGAAUGUAAAAAACACAAACCCAUCUCAUGGCAUAACCACUGAACAAAUGAUGCCUUUUGUAUCAAGAGUCCUUGAAAAUCCAAACAACUGGAUGGUUUAUACGAUGGCUCUUCUGCUCAGAUCACGCCUUGAAAAAGAAAAGUCUCGAACUGUAGAACGAUCGGUUCUUCAACUUCAAGCGCUCGUUGAUCAAUUUCCUUUAGAAUUAUCUAGUGCGAAAGAACGUUUGAAUUACUUUUAUCAAAUCCUUUUACCAUCGAAGUGGGAAAUGGAAAAAGAACUUGCUUUGCAAUACUUAUCUUUGGGGGUAGUUCAAUCCGCUUUACAGAUAUUUGAACGCCUUGAAAUGUGGGAGGACAUUAUAAAUUGUUAUAUAAUGCUUGAAAAAGAGUUUAAAGCUAAAGGAAUUAUUCUUGAGCGUUUGAAUGUUACUCCAAAUUCUCCAAAACUUUAUUGCCUUUUAGGUGAUGUCGAAAAGAAUCCGAAACGCUGGGAGCAUGCAUGGGACAUAUCAGGUAAUCGUUAUGGACGUGCUAUGCGAUCUCUCGGAGCAUACUGGUUUAAACAAAAGGAAUAUCGGAAGUCAAUUGAAUGCUAUACAAAAGCACUCAAUGUAAAUCCGAUUUUUGAAAAUGCUUGGUUUGUUCAAGGUUGUGCAGCAAUGCAUGUGGAAGAAUGGGAUAUUUCACUGCAAGCUUUUUCUAGAGCGAUUGCUAUUGAUCCUGAUAACUCUGAAGCAUGGAACAAUCUUGCAUCAGUAUUUCUUAAACAAGGUCGCAAAGUAGAUGCAUUUAAUGCUUUUCAACAAGGUUUAAAACAAAAAUAUGAUAGCUGGAGAAUUUGGACAAAUUACAUGUAUACUGCCGUUGAUAUAGGUGAAUUUUCCGAAACAAUUCGUGCCAUGCAACGCGUAGUGGAUUUGAGAUGGGAAAAGGAGAAGGAAUCAUGUAUUGAUUUAGAUGUUCUUGAGAUUCUUGUAAAUGCUAUUACUCAAGGAAUUCUUGAUGCUAAUAAAAACAGUGCGUCCAGAUUAGCGCCAAGACUUGAAAAUUUAUUGACGGAAACUAUUACUUCGCGAAUGACGUCACACCCACGAAUAUGGCAGCUUUGCGCACAAUUCUGGUUUUGGAAAAAAGAAUACGAUAAAGCUCUCGAGUCUCAUUUGAGAGCAUAUCGAUGUAUUUUACAUAAUCCAAGAUUAGAAACUUCGGAAGACAUAUUUAAACAAGCCGCAAAUACAGCGAUAGAAGUUGUGGAAGCCUAUCAAAACCUUGGUGACUUAACAAUUGUUCAUAAGAACAGUAAAGAAAAAAUGACAUCAGAAGAUUCACAAACUGAAGUAUCAACCACAUUGGUAUGUAAAGAUUGGAAAUACCAGGCCAAAAGUUUAUUAACAAGUUUAAUAGGUAAAACAAAAAAUUUUGAAGGCACAGAAAUGCAUGACAAAUUAAAGGAAACUUUAAAGGAAUUAAAAAGUUUAUAG